Molecule: messenger RNA, 2943 nt
Organism: Vicia villosa (hairy vetch)
Lineage: Eukaryota; Viridiplantae; Streptophyta; Magnoliopsida; Fabales; Fabaceae
Product: auxin response factor 8-like
Exons: 6
Coding region: 666-1022 (118 amino acids)
Biological process (GO): mitochondrial respiratory chain complex IV assembly; regulation of DNA-templated transcription; response to hormone
Cellular component (GO): nucleus
Molecular function (GO): DNA binding
Source: RefSeq, a predicted model, not a curated record
UGUACCAUACACGCGUUUCUGUUGGUAUGCGUUUUAGGAUGCUUUUUGAGACUGAAGAAUCAAGUGUGCGCAGGUACAUGGGGACUAUAACUAGCAUAAGUGACAUGGAUCCUGUUCGGUGGCAGAAUUCUCAUUGGAGGUCUGUCAAGGUAAGUAAGAUUAUCACAAUGUAAUGCAUAAAAGUAUAAGACUAAAAGAUGGAGAACCUUAGUUCAAUGAUAAGUUUCCUGUCUCGAGGCUUUGAUUUCUAGGCCCUGUUUGGACUAAUAACUAAAUUUAGCGCUGAGUAUACAUGUUUAUCAUAUAAGUACUUAUGUAUAAAGUUGUUCAUAUAAGUACUUUUGUUUGUAUAAAGUUGUCUCGAGGCUUUGAUUUCUAUCUUUCUCGCGAUCGGCCCUCUCUUUCGUGAGCUUUCUAUCUCUCGCGUUUUGCUUGCAGCCAUGGAAGGAGCUUUGAAAGCUCAUGUCAACAAGAACAAAUUUUCACUUGCAAACAGGGAUGGAAAACCCGGACGAUCAACGGGAUAGCUGCAGUAGAAAUAUAGUCGGUGGACCUAUAAUUGGUGGUCCUUUUACAUUGGUUAAUAAAGAGAAACAAACUGUUGGAUCCUCCUCUACUUUGGCUAUACCUCAUCUCCUGAUAUUGGGCCAGAACAAGUUCACCUUAUGGCAAAGGCAAAUGAUAUCUUAGAAUCAAAACAGAAUCUUAAAAUUCUGCCAGUAUUUGUUACCAUUGAUCCUCAACGUGAUACUCCCGCACAACUCCGUGCAUACCUUGAAGUUGCAGCUAUUAGGAAGAUGGCACAAGAGUAUCGUGUGUAUUUUAAAAAGAGCAGGCUGAAUCUGACAAAAACAGUUCGCAAAUUUUCUAUUGAUUCAAAUUUAACACCCACCACUGGGUCUGAAUUUCAUUCUAGCCCGGCUGCUAAUGUCAUUAAGCAUGAUGAAAAAGUGGAUGAAGAAUCUGUUGAAGGUGCUUUUGUAUUCACAUCAGAAAAUUUUGAUAAAUAUGCUCAUCAGUAAGUGGGUCAAUCAUGUAGUUCAUUUCAUUCAUUUAAUUUUUAGAAUUUAGUUAUGUUAGAGUUGAAGAGUUCUUUUCCUCUCGUCUCUCCACUUGUAUAGUAGUUGCACAUUGUUUACACUUCUUUAGCAGAGCAUUAGAAAGUAUGAGAAUAAUAAAGUGUUAAUUGAACUCUGUUUCGAAUGGUGUGACCUGUGAGGUUAGUAUAUCACCUUGUAUAUGUCAAACUUCAUUUAAAGUGAUUUCUUAAUUUGAUACUUCUAACUAAAUGUUGUCAUUUAAUCAUGUUGGAGACAAUCUAACCUCAUUUAAAGUGAUUUCUUAAUGUGAUACUUAAUUUGAUACUUCUAACUUCAUUUAAAGUGAUUUCAUAAUCAUGUUGUCAUUUAACUAAAUGCUAUUCUUAAGUGUGUAUUUUAUUGGCAGGUGGAGAUAAACAUUAGGUAGUAUUUUUUAUAAACAUUAUUGCAACACUGUUGCAUAAUCUGUUUACAUGAUCCGACCCCCUAAACAAUAGUCUUGAUGAUUUUUAUCAUAUGGUCUGGUCACAAGUUUUGAACAACGCACAAUAAAGUAAUUUUCUGUAUGCAUAAUAGGUCUAAAUGAUUAGUAUUAUUGUUGAAAUUAUAUAUAUAUAUAUAUAUAUAUUGACAUCUUUAUGUAAUGACACAUAAAUAUAAAUAAACCGUGGCAAGAUUAAUGGUUUAGAACAUACAAAAUAUAACAACGGUUUUAAAUUUAUGGUCAUAACCAAACCGUGGCUAUAUCUUGAACCAAAACUGUAUGGUGAACGUUAAAAUGAAACUGUGGCUUUACCAUAUAGCCACGGUUUUGCAGUCAUGGCAAAUACAAACCGCGGCCUUAAUCAAGCUACCUAAACCGUGGCCUAAAAAAGCCACGGUUGUAAAAAAGGCGUGGUCUAUACUAAAAAACCGUGGACUUUACUUUAGGCCACGGCCGUAUACUCCACAGUUGGAUUUCCGUGGCCAAACCGUGGCCUAAGCGUUACGCCACGGUUAUUUUGCAUAUAGCCUCGGUUUUCUGGGCGUGGCAGGAGGCCUUUUUUCCUGUAGUGGGUUUUGGGGAUGUUUGGGACAAUUUUCUCCACCGGUUGUGGUGUUAGAUUAUUCAGAAUGAGUGUUUCUGGGAAGAGCGCAGCGACAUCCAUAAUAGCGAAACUAGGGAAGGAAGAGAGCAGCAGAGAAAGGAGAAGGAAGGAAAGGAUCACAACCGUAGAAACUAGCCGUUAUCAACCGGGAAACUAGCCGUUAGAAAACAUUAUAUAUAAUAUAUGUAUUUACUGUCUUUUGACGUUUUUCACCUACCAUUGUUUUCACAUUGAACCUCCAUUUAAAUUGUGAUGGUUUAAGUGACAAUUCUGGUGAAACUGCCAUUUUAUACAACACCCAAUUCACUUGUUCACAUUAGACCAAAAAAAUAAAAACCUUAGUUAAAGUUAAAGAAUCCAAGUUGAAUUAUACUUGCACCACCCACCUAAUUUUGGUACAUAAAAUCGAAUAAUGGAUGCAAAAUAUCUCUAUAUUCACGGGUCGGUGGUUGUUGGACACAUACCAUUAUAGUUUUUGUUCCUUUCUUAACGAGACAACAUAAGGAUAAAUAAAUAAACACAUUUUCAAAUCUUACAUUCACUAUUCACAUGAGUCUUUUGUUUUCUUUUGUCUUCCAUUUAUUCUGACAAUAACAAACUGUUACGCAAUCAACUUUCCCUUAUUUUGACAUCUUCUAUCCAACUACUGAUUUAUUUCAUAAAAAAAUAAUGAUUAAACUAUAAAAUUUGCAGUUAAUUAUUAUUAAUUGAAACUAGUAGUAUAAGAUAGAGUAGGAAAAUGAAUUAAGAAUGGAAGUUACGUAGAAAGUUUCUGGUCAAUACAUAUAUGGGGCAGUCAUAUGACGAAGGUUGAA